AUGCAGGCAAAACCCACCGCCCCUUGGGCUGACACCCCUUUCUCUCUAAUCCCGACCCCAGGUGGCUCCAUACCAGUCUCAAAACUCUCUCCAGCAACAUUCAUGGCACAAGAAAUGGCAUGCGCACACAACGGAAUGAUACGUGCUCUCAACUCCAUUUACAACCAAUGCAUCUACGUCAAAAAACCUCAAGAUAUCCGCGACCUCCUCCUCUACUCAAAAUUCUGGUGCGACUGGAUUCAUGAACAUCAUGACGAGGAAGAAAAGCUGCUGUUCCCUGCGAUCGAGAGGAUCACCAAGGUAGAUGGCAUUAUGGAGAAGAACGUAGCGCAGCAUGAGGCUUUCAUGCCUGGUCUAGAGGAAUUUCAGCGUUAUGCUGAGACCACGAAACCUGAGUUGUAUGAUGGACAACAAUUGCGAGAUAUUAUCGAUAAAUUCGGGUCGAAACUUACGGUACAUCUUACGGAGGAAAUUGAGACGUUGCUUGGGCUGGAAAGUUACGAUGGACCGGUUUUGAAAGAAGCGUAUAUUAAGUUUGACUUGGAGCUUAGGAAGGGUGACAAAUCGAUCCUCUUUCCUAUCGUGCUAGGGACUAGUGAUAGGAAUUACGCAGAUUGGCCUGAGUUACCUGGAAUCAUCCAGUCCGUGGUGCAUUACUAG
Messenger RNA from Glarea lozoyensis ATCC 20868, 660 nucleotides. RefSeq lists its product as uncharacterized. The coding region runs from base 1 to 660 and encodes 219 amino acids. The transcript has 2 exons. Lineage: Eukaryota; Fungi; Ascomycota; Leotiomycetes; Helotiales; Helotiaceae. The record is from RefSeq and is a predicted model, not a curated record.